Molecule: messenger RNA, 1202 nt
Organism: Cadophora gregata
Lineage: Eukaryota; Fungi; Ascomycota; Leotiomycetes; Helotiales; Ploettnerulaceae
Exons: 3
Coding region: 617-871 (84 amino acids)
Source: RefSeq, a predicted model, not a curated record
GCCAUCAUUGAAGCUGUGAUCAAUCAGACUAAAAGCCAUUUUUUUUGAAAUCUAAUCUGGAAUUUUUGUUUCAUCUGAUGUUGACAUACAGUAAUUUUCGAUUGCGUCCAUUUCACGUAGCGGCUCGCAGGGAGAGCCAGAGUCUCGAACAACCCCACCAUCAAGAGAUCAACAUCAGACUUUCGCAUCUCAAAGGUCUAAUGAUUGAAGCAAAACAUGCAAUUGACAGAAGUAAAUAGAAUAACCGUAUGUUCGACUUAAGUCCAAGAUAUUGUAGACCCUUUUCAUCCACCAGACGCAGAAAUCAGCUCUGCAUUCUGGUUAUUAAUCAUCAUAUGACAUCCUCAGCUCAUGCGAGCAUCUUCCCCGAUGCAGAGGAACGUUAUGUUUUACUACUCUACACAUAAGGACCAACCUACGCAGCAUGCACAUCCACAAGUACCAGCAAUAAGAAACCAUGGCCAUUGUACACAUCGUGCUCUUCGAAUUCAAGCCUUCGACUGAGAGUGAGGUUAUUCAUGAUGCUCCAGCUUUGUUGUCUCGAGACGUCAAUAGAGAUUAUCGAAGGGCGAGGGAGGAUAGUCACUGAUUGAAUUUCACAUAGGUUUGCAAACGCAUGCUAGCCCUCCGCCAGAACUGCGUCCAUCCCACCACCAAAGAACCAUAUAUCCUAGACAGCACAGGCGGAAGAGAUAACUCUCCAGAGGGACACCAAGGAGCAUUCUCGCAUGCCUUCGUAUCGCAUUUUAGAAAUGAGGAGGAUAGGAGAUAUUACCUUGAGGAAGACCCUGCGCAUUUGGAGUUUGUAAGGAGCUUGAAGGAUAUUAUACAGAAUGUUAGGGUGGUGGAUUAUUCUCCUGGGGUGUUUUGAAGGGUGGAGAUUGAGGAUAAGGUGGCGAGGGGAUGAAGAAGAUGCUGUGAAUGAAAUAAUUGCAUUCUAGGGACAUGGGAGAAUGGCCAUAGUGUGACUGAUAGACUGCAACGUCUAGUUUGCAAGGAAAACCAGUUUAAGUUCAAUGUGGUUGUACAUGUUUCAUUCUGCUGCAUCUAUGCCUUCUAGUGCCGAUGCUGGUAUCCAGACUCCCUCCCAGAAACGCCGUCCUAUGCCUAUGCUAUGCCGUAAAGUCGAAUCUAUAAUACGUGAAAGGAAAGGAAGUCGUGCCAUUAUACCAUAAAGGAUUCGCCGCAACCGCAUUGUUCCU